AUGCCGGAGAAAAGUAGUGAUGAAGGCACGAAUAAUCAUAUGCUCGCAAAAAGGCUUAGUGUAGAUGUAAUCGCGGCUGCCUUGGCUGCUUUCAGUGUCUCUCCAUUCAUAAAGAUUAUCGACAA
Molecule: messenger RNA, 125 nt
Organism: Acaulospora colombiana
Lineage: Eukaryota; Fungi; Glomeromycota; Glomeromycetes; Diversisporales; Acaulosporaceae
Source: the annotation of a GenBank genome assembly